Phodopus roborovskii (desert hamster) is the source of this 4434-nucleotide messenger RNA. RefSeq names its product transportin 3 (gene Tnpo3). Gene Ontology annotation, cellular component: nuclear membrane; cytoplasm. Bases 738 to 3311 code for a protein of 857 amino acids. The record is from RefSeq and is a predicted model, not a curated record. The transcript has 24 exons. Lineage: Eukaryota; Metazoa; Chordata; Mammalia; Rodentia; Cricetidae. Gene Ontology annotation, biological process: protein import into nucleus.
GGAAAGUGUGCGGGCGGCUGCUUCCGGUGUGGUGGAGCUCUGCUCAGGUUCGCAGCGUGGUUUGUGUCAUGAGGAGCUAGGCCUCUGAGAGCAAGGCGGGAGGUGAGGAGCCAAGGACCCGCGUCCGGACUCGAGAGUCUGGAUUCUAGCAGGAAGACGGGACAAAAGGGAGCCAGGAACCUGAAACGACCUAUCCGCUGUUUCCGAGGGGGCAACUUCCACGAGGAACCCCCCUUCCCUGGUAACGGCCAGAAAGGAGGAGAUGGCGCCAGUCAGGGAGCGGCUGUGGCCGAGGCAGUGAGGAAGCGUGAGAGGCGGAGCAAGAGGGAAGCCUUGGGAGAAGUGUCGGAGUCGUCGCUGUCACCGCUGCCGCCGCCACCAUGGAGGGAGCCAAGCCAACCUUGCAGCUCGUGUACCAGGCAGUGCAGGCGCUUUACCACGACCCGGAUCCCAGCGGAAAGGAGCGCGCCUCGUUUUGGCUUGGGGAGCUGCAACGUUCGUCUCUUUGAAAUGUGCUGCUAGUGGGAGCUGCAGCUUCCUCCUGCUGACUCUGAGCCCCAGGCUUCGGUUGAGAUGGCCCUUUGAGAAUGUGGAGCUUAGUCCAAGCCUGGAUUUCAGUGGGUAGCACCUGGCAUCUGUGGCUAGAAAGUCCUUGAAGUGUGCAUGCAUGGGAGAUUUCUGAUCAGUUGUUACAGAUCCGACAGGAUGUGGAAUCAUGCUAUUUUGCUGCUCAGACCAUGAAAAUGAAGAUUCAGACCUCAUUUUAUGAGCUCCCCACAGACUCUCAUGCUUCUUUAAGGGACUCAUUGCUAACUCACAUUCAAAACUUGAAAGACUUGUCACCUGUCAUUGUAACACAGCUGGCUUUAGCAAUAGCAGACCUUGCCCUACAGAUGCCUUCUUGGAAGGGAUGUGUACAAACGUUGGUAGAAAAAUAUAGCAAUGAUGUAACAUCUUUGCCUUUUUUGCUGGAGAUCCUUACAGUGUUACCUGAAGAAGUACACAGUCGUUCCUUGCGAAUUGGAGCCAACAGGCGCACAGAAAUUAUAGAAGACUUGGCCUUCUAUUCUAGUACAGUAGUAUCUUUGUUGAUGACAUGUGUAGAAAAAGCAGGGACUGAUGAGAAGAUGCUUAUGAAGGUCUUCCGCUGUUUGGGAAGCUGGUUUAACUUGGGAGUUUUGGACAGUAACUUCAUGGCUAAUAAUAAGUUAUUAGCACUCCUUUUUGAAGUUUUGCAACAGGAUAAGACUUCAUCUAAUCUACAUGAAGCUGCUUCAGACUGUGUGUGCUCAGCUCUCUAUGCUAUUGAAAAUGUGGAGACCAACUUGCCAUUGGCCAUGCAGCUUUUUCAGGGGGUCCUGACAUUGGAGACUGCCUAUCAUAUGGCUGUGGCACGUGAAGAUUUAGACAAAGUUCUGAAUUACUGCCGUAUCUUCACUGAACUGUGUGAAACUUUCCUGGAAAAAAUUGUUUGUACUCCAGGCCAAGGUCUGGGAGACCUUCGAACUUUGGAACUGCUUCUUAUUUGUGCAGGCCACCCUCAGUAUGAGGUAGUAGAAAUUUCCUUUAACUUUUGGUAUCGACUAGGAGAACAUUUGUACAAAACCAAUGAUGAGGUUAUUCAUAGCAUCUUCAAAGCAUACAUUCAGAGACUGCUUCAUGCCUUGGCUCGACACUGCCAGUUGGAGCCAGACCAUGAGGGAGUUCCUGAAGAGACUGAUGACUUUGGGGAGUUUCGAAUGCGAGUGUCAGACCUGGUGAAGGACCUGAUCUUCUUGAUUGGUUCUAUGGAAUGUUUUGCUCAGUUGUAUUCUACUCUGAAAGAAGGCAACCCACCCUGGGAGGUGACAGAAGCGGUUCUCUUUAUCAUGGCUGCUAUAGCAAAGAGUGUUGAUCCGGAGAACAAUCCUACACUUGUGGAGGUACUAGAGGGUGUUGUCCGUCUCCCAGAGACUGUACAUAUGGCUGUGCGGUACACAAGCAUUGAGCUGGUUGGAGAAAUGAGUGAAGUCGUUGACCGAAACCCUCAGUUCCUGGACCCUGUAUUGGGCUAUUUGAUGAAAGGCCUGUGUGAAAAGCCUCUGGCUUCUGCUGCGGCCAAAGCCAUUCAUAACAUUUGUUCAGUUUGUCGGGAUCAUAUGGCUCAGCACUUUAAUGGACUUCUAGAAAUUGCCCACUCCCUUGAUUCUUUCAUGUUAUCUCCAGAAGCUGCUGUGGGUUUGCUAAAAGGAACAGCUCUUGUCCUAGCAAGACUACCUUUGGAUAAGAUUACUGAAUGUCUUAGCGAGCUGUGCUCUGUUCAGGUUAUGGCAUUAAAAAAGCUGUUGUCUCAGGAGCCCAGCAAUGGCAUAUCUUCAGAUCCCACUGUGUUCUUAGAUCGCCUGGCAGUAAUAUUUAGACACACCAAUCCUAUUGUAGAAAAUGGACAGACUCAUCCAUGCCAAAAAGUCAUACAGGAAAUAUGGCCAGUUUUGUCUGAGACGCUAAAUAAGCACCGAGCUGACAAUCGGAUUGUAGAGCGUUGUUGCAGAUGCCUGCGCUUUGCUGUUCGUUGUGUAGGCAAAGGGUCUGCAGCUCUACUACAGCCACUAGUCACACAGAUGGUGAAUGUGUACCGUGUACAUCAGCACUCCUGUUUCCUGUACCUCGGCAGUAUCCUUGUGGAUGAGUAUGGCAUGGAAGAAGGCUGUCGGCAGGGGUUAUUAGAUAUGCUCCAGGCGCUAUGCAUUCCCACCUUUCAGCUCCUAGAACAACAGAAUGGUCUCCAAAAUCAUCCCGACACUGUAGAUGACCUAUUCAGGUUAGCCACCCGAUUUAUUCAGCGUAGCCCUGUCACCUUAUUGAGGAGCCAAGUAGUCAUCCCAAUCUUACAGUGGGCCAUUGCGUCUACCACCUUAGACCACCGAGAUGCCAACUGUAGCGUCAUGAGAUUCCUUCGAGACCUUAUCCACACAGGAGUAGCAAAUGAUCAUGAAGAAGAUUUUGAAUUGCGAAAGGAACUGAUUGGACAAGUGAUGAACCAGCUUGGGCAGCAGCUUGUAAGCCAGCUGCUGCAUACGUGCUGCUUUUGUCUACCCCCGUACACCCUGCCAGACGUGGCUGAAGUGCUCUGGGAGAUCAUGCAGGUCGACAGGCCGACUUUCUGUCGGUGGCUAGAGAAUUCCUUGAAAGGUUUGCCAAAGGAGACAACUGUGGGAGCUGUUACAGUGACACAUAAACAACUUACAGAUUUCCACAAGCAAGUCACUAGUGCUGAGGAAUGUAAGCAAGUUUGCUGGGCCUUGCGAGACUUCACCAGGUUGUUUCGAUAGCUCAAGCUCACACUCCUGCACUGUGCCUGUCGUCCAGGAAUGUCUGUUUUUAUUAGAAGACAGGAAGAAAACAACCCAGACUGUGUCCCACAAUCAGAAACCUCCAUUGUGGCAGCCGGGCCUUCGCUGCUGCCAGACAGGGAGAACCUUCCAUCUCCCGAGCCAUCCUGAGGAGCCCGUUUGGGGUGUGAGGGAGAAACAGCGCGGUUUUUAAAGAUGGCUGCAGCCUGUCCGGCGUGGUGGGACAAGAACUAGUUUCCUGGUGAACUUCUUCUUUCUAAAAGGAAAAAUAAUUUAAGGAAAUUUUAAAAAGAAAAAAAAAAGGAAAGCUGAGAUGUGACCAGAACUGUGACACUCACCUGGUAGCAGAUGACGCACACACUGAUAGACACACACCAGCAUGCAGGGCGCACACAGACAUACACAUGCCAGCGAGAACUGUCUGAGACAGGCACCCUCCCAAGGGAAACGCGGGGGUUCGAAUGAGGGACACAGCUACAAUUGGAAUUGAAAAGCAGGCCAUCCCUCCUCUGGUCUCCUUCCUUUAAACACGGUGAACAGACGGAGCAUACGCACACCCCAGCUGCCCCACCUCUAGAGACGGCCAGACAAGGAGCCUGGUCCGCUUUAUGUCACGGUCAGGGAUGAUGGAACUCGCCAGGGCCAAAGUUGCUAUUCAUGUGGAGCCCAGCCCUGACCCUGUUGAGUUGCUGGGUCCACUCCAGUUCACAUGAGUUGUCAUCAGCCUUGGGAGAAAAUCCAAAGCUGGGGCGGGUGGAGAGGACACAGAUGUGCAUUCAAUCUUUGUUCUUCUUAGUGAAUUACUCAUCCACAGACAUAGGAGGGGGCAAGAAACAAAAAGAAGGUAUGGAGGAAAUGUAUUUACAGGACUACUGUAUUUUGCUAAAAAGUGUGAAAAUUAAUUGACUUCUUGGGACAUGAGGCUAGAGUGGGAAACCCAGAGCAGAUCUUAAUGAGGGAGUGUGGUCUUGCAUUGCCAUUACAUUACAAGGGCACUGUUCUGUCCUGUGGUGUAGCCAUCUCAAGAAUAAAUCAACAGCACCAAAAAAAAGAAAAAAGAAAAAAAGACAGAAAAAAAUAAAAACCAAUUUUUAAAAUUUUA